This is a messenger RNA of Leucoraja erinaceus (little skate), 6042 nucleotides long. RefSeq names its product BLOC-2 complex member HPS6. The record is from RefSeq and is a predicted model, not a curated record. Gene Ontology annotation, biological process: melanocyte differentiation; protein localization to membrane; lysosome localization. Gene Ontology annotation, cellular component: BLOC-2 complex; lysosomal membrane. NCBI's taxonomy places the organism in Eukaryota, Metazoa, Chordata, Chondrichthyes, Rajiformes, Rajidae.
AGUUUGGUAUUUGCAGUAGUUUUGCUGUUGUAUGUGUAGUGUUGUUGCAGUUGUACCACUGAUGGGCUGACGCGGACGGGACGGGAAGCGCCUCCUGACCCGGGACUGGAGCGGCGGCGAUGCGGAAGUAGCUGUGCUGCCGGGCGAUGCCGCGCUCGGCGCCUCGCCGGCUCUCGGGCCUCGGGCCGUGGCGGGAGCUGCUGCUGCUGCCCGGGGCUCGGCUGCGACCGCCCGCUGGCGACAUCACCAGCGGCAGCGGCCGCCUCUUCCUCUACCUGUCGCGGGAGCGCCGGCUGCUAGGCCUGGAGCCCGGGCCCCCGCCGACCUCGGCCCCGCCGCUGCCGCCGCUUGACAGGCGCCUGGCACCGGCCCAGCACCUGCUGGAGGUGCUGGAGCUGGUGGAGAGGCCGUGCCAGGAUCAGGACCAGGCCCCGGGGCCGCCGCCCACCCUCCUCCUCACGCAGCAGGGCCGCGCCGAGCUGUGGGCGCCGGCGGGCGGCGGCUGGAGGCUGCAGCGGGAGUUGGAGCUGAGCCCUGGACCGCGGGCCCGCCUGCUGUCCGCCGCCUGGGACGGACGCGCCCUCACCUGGUGCGAGGAGAGGCGGUGCGGAGCGGCCAGUCAGCGCUGCGUCUGCAGCCGCCGCCUGGGGCCCGGCCUGGAGCUGCCAGCCGCUCGGCUCCUCCUGAACAACUGCCCCGACUGCCGGCUGCUGGCGGCCGGGGGCGUCGUCUACCUGUUGCCCGCCAGCGCGCCCGACAACAGCCUCAACCCUGGCAACGGCCUAGGCAACUCUCCUAGCAACGGCCUCAUCCCCGGCAACUCUCCUAGCAACGGCCUCAUCCCCGGCAACUCUCCUAGCAACGGCCCCAGCAACUCUCCUGACAACCGCCUCAUCGAUGGCCAAUGCAAUGGUUCCAUCCAUGGCAACCAUCCUAGUAACGACACCGUCCCUGUCAGCGGUUCUGAAGACAUCCUCGUCUCCGGCAAUGGAACCGAUAAAAGACCAGGCCCUUGGAACUGUCCCGACAACAGACCGGGCCCCCGGGACUAUAUAUGCAAUGGCCACGCAUCCAGCGACGGUUCCUAUGGUGACCAGGGCCCCUGCCACACGAGUAACCUGGACAAUUUAAUCCUGGUGUGGAACCCGCAGGAGGACAGCUGGACCAUGACCAGCCUGAGCCACGGACCCCUCUUCACCAAGCGCCUGCUCCCUGCUAACACCGACUUCCAGAAGCUGGUGGCUGGAGCCGCAGGUUUGCUCCCCAGUCUGCCGCCACUGGACCUCCGGGCGGUCAGCGCGAGUCCGGUCGGGCUGCUGGUGGCUGGCGGCGGCGGUGAACUCAGCCUCGUGCGGAGCGAUGGGACGGUGCGCCUCCUCGGCCGGCUGAGCCAGAUACCGCCGGCCCAGGCCUCAAUCCUGCUGCGCCUGAGCGGUACAACCUUGGCCUGCGCCGUGGGCCGGACAGUGCACCUGCUGGACAUGCAGACAGGCAGAGCCACAGAGACGACCCUGGAAUCUGCACCCUUGGCCCUGCUGAGCUGCCAGGACACGGGCGAGCUGCAAGCGCUGACGGAUAACGGCCUCUACGGCCUGUGUUUGGGGACGGUCUCGGAGAACGGGCAAGGCCAGAAAGACAGUGACUACCUGGAGAACCUAGUGCUGGAGGAGGCCUGCGACUACUACCAGAAGCGGAGCCUGAGUCGCAGCCGGCUGACGGUGGAGAGGCUGAAGAGCGAAGCCGCUUUCCGGGCCCCUGCCGUCCUGUGCUCUGUCCUGAGGGGCCGGCUGGGCCUCACGGAAGGCUUUGGGACUGGGCGUGGCUCUGCGAUUGAUUCAGGAUCUGGCUCUAUCUCCGGCCCCGGGCUUGGGCCUGACACCCAGGCCAAGCUCCAACGCUGCCUGUCCGGGGAAGUGGAAAACUACGCUGGGCUGGAGGAAGCCAAACGACACCUGUCGAGGUCAAGCGAGCCCCAGGCUUCGGCUUGGGUGGAGGAGAUCGCAGGGCAGGAGGUGUCCAGGCUGCUACUACUACCGCCUGACCACUGGGCCAUAAUCAACCUGGGCUCCCUCGCCGCCUCCUACCCUGCCGAGACUUGGCAGGCCCUCAGCCGAGCUCUGCAGCUGCGGCCCGCGGCGGAGGACAGGCCCGGGGCCUCGGUCACCGCCACGGCCGAACAGUGGAAGGCCCUGCUCAGCCCCCCGGCUUCGCCCGAACAGUCCGCGGCCUUUGAGCUGGCCUGCGGCCUGAUGUACCGCUUCCGCCCCGCCUGGCUGCCCGGCUUCCUGGAGCAGGCCCAGGGCCUAGCCACCUACCACGGCCGCCCACUCUACAAGCGUGCCCUGUCCGCCCUGCCCGAGGCCAGCCGCUCGGCCCAGAUGGCCGUGGAGCUGUUGCUGUGCAGCCAGAGGCCCAAGGCGGUGCUGCAGGCAGUGAGGCUGCUGCUGGAGCGAGGCCUGUGGGGCCAGGCCCUUAAGGCCUGCCAGCGCUUCCAGGCCCACGGGCCCCUGCUCCGUAAGGAACUCUUCGCCACCCUCCUGUCCCAGCUGUGCCACGGCCGGGAGCUCGACCCCUUCCUGCCAGACAUCUGCAGCCUCCUGCCCCCCGAUGCCACCGCCCCCGCCCUCCUCCAGGCCAUGCUGGUUUCCCUGCCUCCUCCCGAGCCCCAGGCCGGCCCCUACCCCGGCUCCAGAGACAUCCUCACCCUCGGCCUCCUACGGCCCCUCCUGGCCCGGGCGUUGGAGCGGGAAGAGGGGGGAUGGGGGCCCGAGGACUGCCAGCAGCCAGGGACCCUGGUCUUCCCCCCACCCACCCCACCACGGGAGAAGAAGGCAGCAGCAGCAGCGGAGGGGGCCUGCUGAGGGGCCCACGGCCUGGUGCUGACCAGUCAUGGGCAACACCCCCCAGAGGCCCACCACCCAGAUGUGGGGUAGGGCAGUCACCAUCGCCCAGCUGUGAGGGUAGGGCAGUCACCAUCACCCAGGUGUGAGGGUGGGGGCCGAUGCUGUCUUCCAGAUAUGCGAGGAGGGGAGUCAAUGUUGCCCAGAUGUGCAAGUUGGUGAUUCUUCCCUCCCCAUGGACUGAAGCCCAUGUGCCUAACUCCCUCCCUACCAUUGGUGGGCCAGAUGUGACGUUGUGGAUAGACUGACGGUGAAACAUGUUCAGCCAGCGAUCGAUGGGGUCUGAAACUCAAUAUCUGGAAGAGCACAAGAGACAGUAAUCCCCACACACCCCAGCCCGACACGUAAACCACAACCAGAAACACUGUGACUGAGCACGCUACGGGUCAGGUGGAAUUCGAUCGCUUAUCAACAUGGACUCGAUGGGUUGAAUGCCCUCCUGGGCUGUGUGGUUGCCUCAACUUCACUGGACAUUGUGAUGGCGCGUUGUGUUUCUAAGCUGGCCAGCGGAAUUAAAUCACCCGAAUCGUCUUCCAAAGAAGAAAACUGAUCUUUCUCAACUGUGUUGUCUUGUUGUAACAAAGAAAUGCAAAUGCUGGUUUAUGCCAAAGAUAGACACAAAGUGCUGGAGUAACUCAGCGUGUCAGACAGCAUCUCUGGAGAAAAACGACGCGUGACUUUUCGUGUUGGGACACUUCUUCACACUUGUUGAUGCACUUUCGCUAAGAUUGUAUCAACGUGGGGAUAAGGCAAGACCUCGACGCCCGACCCAGUCUCCAGAGACCUCGCCCGGACCAGCGUUUGGCUCUGUAGAGCUGGUGACCACAGCACUGCCCGUUCCUUUGCUAUGUGCUGGCAGCAGGCACGCUUCAGAUACCCUCGCUCUGCUGUCGAUCUCAGGAGAGGUGACAUUAAGGACCAUCUGGCAUGAUAUAGACUCUGUCCAGUUGCCCUGAAGCAAGAAGAACUUAGUGAGACCACCAGUCCAAUCCCACCAUAGCUGUACGUUCAUCCCAGGAAGAGCUACUCUUGACUACUGUGAAAUUAUUUAACUGCUGAUUUCCUCCCUUGACUGCAUUUAUAACCGCUGUACUCUGGUGAUAAGCUCUUUGCAAUGGCAACUGGUUAGAUAAAUGCCAAACUUGUAUUAACUUAAUUGUUGAGUAAGAACAACCAACAGCAUCACAGGGCCGGGACCAUCUCAUAAUAUCAAUUGCACAGAUAAAAAUUGUCCGACUAAUUAGAGCCCUAACUGCACAUCGUGGGAGAGGGGAAUGAGAUGAGACAUGGUUGAUUUUAAAAAUUGUUUAUAAACCUCAUCUGAAAUUACCCUGUCACCAAGACGAGGUACUUGCAACCUCUCACGUCCACAUGUUCGUGUACCGAGUUGAAGUUGUUCCUGGUCCCUCCUAGAGGAAUCUCAAAAGAUCAAACUCUAGAUGAACUCAGCGGGUCAGGCAGCAUCCAUGGGGAGUAGUAGACAGGUGAUGUUUCAGAUCGGGAGCGCUACGCAAAAUGCUGGAUUUACUCCGCAGGUCGGGCAGCAUCUCCCGAGGGAAUGAACAUACAACGUUUCGGAUCGGGGCCCUUCCUCAGACUCCAAUCGGACUCUGAUUGAUCUGAAACAUCGCCUGCCCAUUUCUCUCCCCAGAUGCUGCCUCACCAGCUGAGUUCAUCCAGCACUUUGUUCUUUUUUUUGCUCCAGAUUUCAGCUCCUGCAAUCGCUUGUGUUUCUGCCUUGCCUCCUUUUAUGUCAGUCUUUGCUGGUGAAUCUUCAAAAAAAAAGGCCAGUUCUGAGAUUUGUUUUUUAAUCUGUAUUUAAGUGCACAAGGUUUAGGAAAUCGAUCAUCGGACUGCAGAAAUGAGCGGCCUUGGUUAAAGCCUUCUAUAAUAGACUCCACCAUUGUUCGGGCUAGUUAUGUCUCUAGUAACCUGGUUAAGUCUCCAGUAACUUGGUUUUGCUAACCAGGGCGUUUCCAAGUGGCCAGGGAGCAUGUGGGAGCUUUGGCUUGAGAUCCCCAGACAUGAUGGGAUGAAGGGGUGAUCUUGAACUACUACCUCCCCUCCCCAUUGAAUGAGUCAGACUGGGUGGGGUUAACGACAGAUAUGCAUGAGGGAUGGUAGAUUUCUGAGCAUAUACAACACAACAUUGGUUGAUGCUUUUCAUGGGAGAGGUUUCAGGUUGAGGUUUACUCUUGUCACAUGUCCCGAGGUUCAGCGAAAAGCUUUGUUUUGCAUGCUAUCAAAACGGAUCAGAUAAUACCAUACAUAAAUACAAUCAAUUCAAACUUAAGUACAAUCGGUAGAAUAGGAACAAGGAACUGUCCAUGCUGGUUUACAAAAGAAUACACAACUUGCUGGAGUAACUCAGCAGGUGAGACAGCCCCUCUGGGGAUCAUGUGUGGGUGACACUUCGAGUCGGAAACCUUCUUCAGACUGAUUGUAGAGGGGAGGGGCACUGGAGCUGAAAGAGAGUAGGGGGAAUCAAAGAUUUGUCCUGCCCCACCUCUUCCCCCCCCCCUCCCCCCCCCCCAUCACAACCCUGAAACAUCACCUAUUCUCCAGAGAUGCUGCCUGCCUGAACCGCUGAGUUACUACAGCAUUUUGUGUCUUCUCUAAUAGAUAGAGCACUUGAUUUUGAAUUGAUUAUAUCUAUCUAUCUAUUGUACUUGAGUUUGACUUGAUUGUAUUUAUGUAUAGUAUUAUUUGUUUGGCUAGAAUGCAAUAGCAAACUUUACACUGUACCUCAGCACAGGUGACAAUAUUAAACCCAAACCUAAAAGAAAGCCCCAAUCUGAUUGCCACUUAAGGAGCAAUCUUUGACCCUGAUUCCAGACACUAAAAUUCCAGCAUCUCCUACAUUUGCAUCCUCUAGGUGCUGACUCCAUGUCUGUCUCUGAUUCUCUGUGUCGGACAGAGAUGCAUUCACCACUGUGCCAAUUCACCUGGCCCUGUGUUCGAAUCAGUCCAGCUUGCACAAUCAGUGUUACUACUUGUGUGCAUGAUUUAAUGCAAGUGUUGAAUAUUUAUGCAACUGUACAAAUCAGACAUUUAAUUAGCCUCCAAAUAAAGUGUUUGGUGAUGUUACUGUCCGUGUUCAGAUCAAUGCUUUCAAUGUUAAUAAAAAUAUAUUAUCCUUGCA